Messenger RNA from Necator americanus (New World hookworm), 2541 nucleotides. RefSeq lists its product as uncharacterized. The transcript is spliced from 22 exons. Gene Ontology annotation, molecular function: SUMO ligase activity; zinc ion binding. Gene Ontology annotation, cellular component: chromatin. The record is from RefSeq and is a predicted model, not a curated record. The coding region runs from base 1 to 2541 and encodes 846 amino acids. Gene Ontology annotation, biological process: regulation of transcription by RNA polymerase II; protein sumoylation. Lineage: Eukaryota; Metazoa; Nematoda; Chromadorea; Rhabditida; Ancylostomatidae.
AUGAACGAAGACAUCUCGUAUGAGGAGCAUGUACAGCAGAAUAACCAAAGAUUGAUAUCUAUUAAAAUGAGUCUGAUGGAGGGGAACACAUUCCCAUCCGCCUGUAGUGAGCUAACUCAGUGGUGUGGAGACCAACGUGCAUUCUCUUCAUAUUUCGAGGAGAAUCUUCUUGCCGCACUGCAGGUCGCUGUAGAGAACGGUACUAAAGAUGGUUUUGACUUUGCUCUCGCUCAUCAGCUCAUUUCUGCAUGCUUCGCUCACCGUAAACUGCUCAGCAAGGACAGUGCCACUCGCAUUAACCGCUGGUACGAACAGUUCCGGCGAUUGAAGAAGAGUGGCGGAAAGCGGAAGAAGAAAAGCGAUUCAUCUGAAAGUGCUACUCCUCUUCUAAGAGACCGGAACAUCGAAGAGGUUAAAGUAUCCGAAAGUGGUCAAAUGUGGCCGUCGGCUGGGCCGAUGCUACAAAGUCCAUCGUAUCCUCCCGGCCCGGCACCUUCUGCCAUGAUCCAGACUCUACCUGGUUAUGGAAUGCAACCAUCACCGUACCCAAUGGAUCCGGCGGGCGCUCGCCCGCAGCAGUACCCAUCGGUUUCGGACCAGAAUGUGGGAGUCUACGACCAGAAUGCAAUCAAUUACAACCAACAACAACAAAGAAUGAUAAUGAUGCAUCAACAACAACAAAUGCAGCAGGUCCAAGCUCACGCGAGGUCUCGGCGAGGUCCGAGUGUGCCCAUGCCGCAACAGCCUGGCCAACCGUUUGACCCUAUGUAUCAAGGCGUUCCGAUGGGUGUAAACAACGUUCCUGGUCAAGCGCAGCCGCUGAUGCGCUACCCGCAAGGUGCAAUGACGUCACCCUCGUACCCGAUGCCAACGAACGGUAGACCUAGUGGCGUGAUGACGUCUCCAGGAUAUCCUCAAAUGUAUCGCGCCGGCGCACCUGUUCUCUACGGGCAAGUGCAACAGCAAGCCCAGCAUCAACAGGUAAUUUCCUAUCCAAAUCCCAACGCACCACCGGACGGGAGAUACAACGUCCCGUAUAUUUCCGAUGGCGUUCCGCCAGUGAUUGUUCCGAAAGAAGUGAUUUUGCGGCCAUUCGGUCUUGAACACAACAUGAAUCACCACACUUUCACUUUCAACCUCCGACCUGAAAUCAUGCAACAACUGCAGUCACCAUUCAUUGAUAUUCAACUGAAAAGCUUUCAUAAGGAUGACAAGAAAAUGACUACCCAGUGGCCUCCUAAGCAAGCUUCAAAUGGGCAAUCCGUGCCUGGCACGCUGCCCGAGUGUAGCAUACAGGUGCUGAUCAACGGUCAAAUAGUACCAAUACCUGAUCUCGGCCGAUCACUAUUUAUCAAGCAGGUGGUUAUCUCCGGUCCGAACACGAUCGAGUUCACCGUGAACCAGUGUGUAUGUUCGCACUCAUUCAUUAUGCAACUUGUUGUUCGGCAACCUCUUGCCAAAAUCACCCAGGACAUUUUCAACCGCACGCAGUGUUGCACCAUGGAGAUGUGUCGGGAAAAAAUGCUUAAACUCACCCCGCCAACUGGAUUGCGUGUUCCCCUGGUGUGUGACGUCACUCAUCGUAGAAUGUCAAUCCCAGCACGAUCAUCACGAUGUGUUCAUGCUGCGUGUUUCGAUCUGGAGCCUUUCAUAAUGCAGCAAAAUGAGAACUCACUGUACGAGUGCCACCUUUGCAAGACGAUUUUCCAACUUAACGAAAUUGAUCUUGACUAUUUCGUGGGAAAAAUGCUACGCGAGACGACAGGGAAUCAGGCUGCAGAAAUGCUGCUCGAACCAAACGGCGAAUACCGGCCAGUUGAGCAGGAACUCAGUGGUCGGAAACGGCAGAAUGACGAGAACGGUCCCGCCCAUCCAAUCAAGAGAAUCAAGAGCGAGCCCUUUUCAGCGACGGUCGCACCACCGUCGGUGAUGUCACCGUUUCCUCCACCGCCUAGCUCAGCUCCAAUUGGAACUGCUCCAUCUAUGAUGAGUCCUUUUGCUGCCAGUCAAAGUUUCAGCCCAAUCAAAGCGGUCUCGUCACCAGCAGGUGCCCGCUUCACCGGCGGUCCUGGAACACCAUCAACACCGCUUGCGCCACAAAAUCCUGCCUCAGUUGGUGCUGCACCAACAGCCGGUUCUCUGUCGUCGGAACCCGUCAUUCAUAGUACCAGUCCACAUCAAACCCAAAUUCAACAGCACGGGAGCGUAGAAGCGCCGUCGCUUACUGGUUCAGCUCCAUACACACCUGCUUCAGUAAACUCGGGAGUCGCUUUGCCAACUGUGAACUCUGCUGACCAACCGUUUGCCAAUGUCCAUAAUCUGUCGUUGUCGAGUAUUGACAUCGAAAUCGACGGAAAAAGCUUGUUCACUUCGGCAUUGAUGACCGCCGAUGACAUCAAAAAGUACUUGAACGAUAGCGACAAUGUUUUCUCAGCUUUUGAUGACCUCACUUGCACUAAUGAUGCACCAUCAUUUGGUGGCUUCCCUCACUGCUGGGAGGAUAUCCAGUCAAUAAUAGCAGCUGACGAGAAGCGGGGUUGA